AUGGGAAUGAAAAUUCUUAUUUGCGCAUUAGGAAUAGCAGCUUUGUCCUUAGCUGGAGGAAUAGCUUGAUAUAGGCUAAGGUCUUCAAUGAAAUUCGCCACAAUCAAGCUCCUUGACAAGCCUUCCUUUAUAAAAGUCCUCGCACAAAUCCGAGAAGCUUUUUCAGAGAAUUUUGCGACUUUGCUUAAAUUGAACCGCAAAAAACGUAGAAAUUUGUAUAGAGGUGGAAAAGAAUACAGGAUCUGUAUAAGAGACUUAAAAGAUCACGCAAGAAGAGCUCUUGACAAAGCAACUGCUGAUGUCCUCGGACGAUUACGGUUAACAGAGGAAAUUUUUCAAGAAUCUUAUAACCGUAUGGAGCACGACCCAGAGGUGGCUCUAGCGUUCAGUAAAGUAUGUUCAAUACCAGUUAAAAAUGUAUCUUCCUUGCUUAAUCAGUCAAGAUUAAACGAAAUUUUCAAGUUCACCACAUCCCGCACAAGCAAAAUCAAUGAAGAGGACCCAAAUGAGCUGAAUAUCAAGAUGAAAAUGAUAGAAGACGAAAUCUAUGAGCAGUUCGGGUUUGAGACAGAAGAAAUCGAGGCAGCUGUUGCCAAAUACCAAAGCGAGAUGGGAUCUUGGAUCCAACAAAACAGAGAAAUCAAUAAUAAUUUGUUAGAGAAUACUAAUGAAGAUCUUUUUUAA
Molecule: messenger RNA, 684 nt
Organism: Blepharisma stoltei
Lineage: Eukaryota; Ciliophora; Heterotrichea; Heterotrichida; Blepharismidae
Source: the annotation of a GenBank genome assembly